AUGUCUAACAUUUUAUUCGAUUCAAAAUGUGAUAUUCAUAGUGGUGGUUGUGGAGAUUUACAUGCUAGUAGUAAAAAUUAUUGUGGUAAUAAAUCAUGGGUGAAUUAUGAGCUAGGUGAUGAAGCAACCGGUGAACAUGAAUCAACAAAAUUCUCAAAUGAGUUUAUGGAGACCUUGAAGAAACAUCAAGAAUAUCCAAAUUAG
Molecule: messenger RNA, 204 nt
Organism: Adineta steineri
Lineage: Eukaryota; Metazoa; Rotifera; Eurotatoria; Adinetida; Adinetidae
Source: the annotation of a GenBank genome assembly